CAGCAAUUGUAUUUGAUCAAGGGAUUCUAAGAAAAGAAUUUGACAUGGCAGGUGGAAGUGGAGUUUCAGCAGUAAAGCCACGGACCAACUUCGUAGAGACCUGGCUUUGGGAUACUGUUGACACUGGGAGUACAGGAAUGGCUUCAUUGGCGAAAACUGCGCCAGACACAAUAACCACUUGGGUGACCACAUUAUUUGGUAUGCAUCCCUCUGAAGGAUUUAUUCCAUACAACCAAGAGGUUGAAUUGACCACCCUCAAGGAUUUCUACAUCUCAUUGGGGCUUUCUUACUCUUUUAUUAGAGGAGAGGAAUUUGAUUUGAAUGUCUAUGUUUUCAAUUACAUUCCCAAAGAGGAAACGGUCACGGUUCAGUUAAUGAAUUCUGACAAUACUGUAAAAGAAGAAAAAACAGUUAAGAUGGCUGCUGAUCAGACUGAAGUUGCCGUAACAUUUAAAAUGGAAGCAAAAGAGAUUGGCAAAGUCCCUGUGUUGGUGCAAGCUUCUAUUCCUGGCCACUCCGAUGCGGUUCAAAGAUACUUGAACGUCAUAGCAGAAGGUUCUACAUUUGAGAUGAGUCAGCCCUUGUCAGUAAAUGUGUCCUCCAAGGAAUCUUUCACGAAAGUAGUCAAUAUCGAAUAUCCACCGGAUGUUGUGGAGGGAUCCGAGGUUGUGUCCGUGUCAGUCAUUGGUGAUAUGAUGGGACCAAUAUUAAAUGGACUUGACCAUUUGAUCAGGUUCCCCACAGGCUGUGGGGAACAGACCAUGCUAUCACUGUAUCCCAACGUGCUCGUCUACUUGUACCUCGAAGCCCGAUCACAACUCGAUACGUCAACAAAACGGAAACUUGAGAAAAACACCAAUGGAGGUUACCAAAAUGAAUUAAGGUACCAGCACAAAGAUGGGUCAUUCAGUGCUUUUGGGGAUAGAGAUGAAUCAGGAAGUACUUGGUUGACAGCUUAUGUGAUUAAAUGCUUCUGUAAAGCAAAACACCAGAUGAAAGGUGUAACAAUUGACAGCAAAGUGAUAGAGAAAGCAGUGUCUUGGUUACUCGAACGGCAGCAAAAAGAUGGGUCGUUUAAAGAAGUUGGCAAUGUCAUCCAUAAAGAUAUGCAGGGUGGAACAUCCUCCGGUGUUACCCUGACUGCUUUUGUUGCAAUCAGUCUCCUUCAGUGCCAAGAAGCAACCAUAGUCGACGUCAAAGACCCACUCAAAAAGACGGCUGAGUAUCUCCGUUCUUGGGUCAACAACAGGAUGGCCAAGGACGAUUACUCCCGUGCCGUUGUCCUCACAGCAUUUGCCUUUUUGAAGGACGACGAAUACUUUAACAUGGUCAACAAAGGAUCUUUCAGCGUGGCAUCAAAACCAG
Octopus sinensis (East Asian common octopus) is the source of this 1365-nucleotide messenger RNA. RefSeq names its product CD109 antigen. The transcript is spliced from 11 exons. Gene Ontology annotation, molecular function: endopeptidase inhibitor activity. The record is from RefSeq and is a predicted model, not a curated record. The annotation marks the transcript as partial. Lineage: Eukaryota; Metazoa; Mollusca; Cephalopoda; Octopoda; Octopodidae.